Messenger RNA from Gekko japonicus, 1569 nucleotides. RefSeq names its product ankyrin repeat and ubiquitin domain containing 1 (gene ANKUB1). The record is from RefSeq and is a predicted model, not a curated record. NCBI's taxonomy places the organism in Eukaryota, Metazoa, Chordata, Lepidosauria, Squamata, Gekkonidae. Bases 1 to 1569 code for a protein of 522 amino acids. The transcript has 6 exons. Gene Ontology annotation, molecular function: protein binding.
AUGAGGGUUUUUGUUGCUUUUGAAGGACUUUAUGAAUCUUUCGACAUUUCAUCUGAGGAUACCGUAAAAGAUGUAAAGCUGAUGAUAAAGGAUUAUUUUCAUGUACCUGUCUCUGAAGAUAAACAAGGCAGGAGAUAUUUGGAGUUGAUAUAUGCGGGAGCAGUUCUCAAGGACAGCUGGAUUCUUGCUGAUGUAGGAAUAUCAGUGUCUUCCACAAUUAAAUGUGUUAUUAAGGAAGAAGAUAAACCAGUUUUCUAUGUCUACAAUACUGUCACCCAUGAAAAAGUGCCCAUUAUGGGAAAGAUUUAUCUUCUUUCAGAAAAGGUUUCCCAGCUGAAAACCCUGGUGACUCUGAAGUGUGGCUUUCCAAACAGUGUUUAUUGUCUCAGGACUCCAGAGGGCAGAGAGAUGUAUGACUGCAAUACCUUGAGUGAUUAUCAGUUAGAUAUAGGUACUUUACUUCAUCUGGAUGUUUGGGAUGGAUGGAAAGAAUUCCUCACUGGAUGUCUCUUAGGAAACAAACACAAGGUCCAGCACUAUCUAUCAAUGGAAAAACCAGUAGUCAAUUAUCAAAAGAGGGUAGCCCUUUAUAUGGCAGCCUUUUUUGGACACCUUCAGCUUUCAGCCUGGCUCCUGAAACAGGGAGCAAGACCCACUGACGCAGUCGGCGUCCACCCCUAUCGUGAGUGGUGUCAAGGCAACCACCAUCCAGACGUAGCUAAGUGUCCGGUCCACGCGGCCGCCGAAGCUGGCCAACUCAUGAUGCUGAAAGCUUUCGUUAAUUAUAGCAUCCUGUGUCUUGAGUGCCAAAACUCUACAGGGCAAACUCCACUGCAAUUAUGUAUCCAAUAUAAACAUAAGGAUUGUGUAUUGUACUUAGUCACCAAGAUGUGGUCGGUGGUUUCUUACCCCAAUUUUUCCCUUCCCACGAAAAUCUACAUUAAGUUAAAACUGUGGCUUCUGAAGGCUCAAAAUAACAUCCGUCGGAUAAAGCGACACAACCAGACUGCCGUCUUCAGGACACGAGUUGGAGAUGUUGUCCUUGUGGAUGGUUUCACAAAACCAAAAAUGACUUCAAAGGGCUUUUAUCAAGCCAUGGUCAAGGAUACCAGCAGCAAAAGGCUGAAUUUAAAUAAUCCCUUCCAACGCAGGCAGGGGGCGUGUUGCUCCAAGGCUUCAGAAGGGGACCAAGAAGGGCUGAGUCUCAAAUUACCUCCACUGGGAGACGCAAACAAGAGCACAAACAGACGUCAGCAGAAAAAGAGAAGCAGAAAGAAGACUGUGACUCUUGGCAAUGAAGAAAAUAUGGACCAAAAUAUGUGCUUAGCAAGAGUUCCUCUGCCCCCUAUUUCGAUCCUCAAGCCUCCUCACUAUUAUUCCAUCCCUGAUGCAAAGUUUCUGCUAAACCCUUCUUUGGAGUCAUUCUCAGAACACAGUGGAAGAACUCCAAGGGAGAAUGCAAUCUACUACUUAGCUCUUGCCAGUGCAUUUAAAGAGAAACCUUGGCUUCAGCAACUAAGCAUCGCAAGAACCCUAGCGAAAAAAAGUAUCUGCAAACCUGUGUGCUGA